Molecule: messenger RNA, 385 nt
Organism: Meloidogyne enterolobii
Lineage: Eukaryota; Metazoa; Nematoda; Chromadorea; Rhabditida; Meloidogynidae
Source: the annotation of a GenBank genome assembly
UGGAAGUGAUUUUGUUAAAAUUGCAAAGAUUUUGAAGAGAAUGAGUUUAAAAAAUGAUGUGUUCGGUUUGGAUACGUAUUUCAAAUUUAUUUUGUCGGAAAAUGAAGAAUAUGAAGAAAUUGAGGACGAAGAUAGAAUAGUUGAGGAGGAGAAUGGAGAUGAGGAUAAAAUUGUUGAGGAGGAGCAUGAAGAGGAGGAUAGAAUUGUCGAGGAGGAGUAUGAAGACCAAGAUUUUGAUGAAGAAAGUGAUGAUUCUGAAACGAGUGAUGAUUCUGAUGACGACACCUUAUCUUCAAAUCUAAUGUGCUUAUCUUAUACCGAAAAAGAGUAUGAAACUGAGAUGACAAUGGGAACCUUAGAAUAUGAUUGGAGCGGUACUUUUUAA